AUUUCCACUUGCUUCUUAUCUAGAUUUAACUUUAGUGAUCUUUAUAACUCUAUGUUAGGCGAUUGUUUGAGCAAUCCAAGGACUUUUUAAGAAGCUUAGGCACUUAACAGUAAGCUUGAGAUAGAGAAGCUCCCUUCAUGGUCACAGACACAGGCAAGAGUAGAGAAAUGGGAGAGGUUAAUAAGGAGGAGAAAUUGCCACCAGGAUUUCGAUUUCAUCCAACGGAUGAAGAACUCAUUACAUAUUAUCUUAUCAACAAGAUCUCUGAUGCAAAUUUCACUGGAAAAGCAAUAGCUGAUGCUGAUCUUAACAAAUGCGAACCGUGGGAUCUUCCAGGGAAGGCAAAAAUGGGAGAGAAAGAGUGGUAUUUUUUCAGCCUUCGAGAUCGAAAAUACCCAACUGGAGUACGAACAAACCGUGCCACAAAUUCUGGUUACUGGAAGACAACAGGGAAGGACAAGGAGAUUUUCAAUAGUGUUACCUCAGAGUUGGUUGGGAUGAAGAAAACAUUGGUUUUCUAUAGAGGGAGAGCUCCUAGAGGAGAGAAAACCAACUGGGUCAUGCAUGAAUACCGGCUCCACUCCAAGACAACCUUCAGAAGUUCAAAGGAUGAAUGGGUUGUUUGCCGAGUCUUUCAGAAGAGUGCUGGAGUGAAGAAGUACCCUUCCAACCCAACAAGAAAUAAUCCAUACAACCUUGAAAUGGGUCCAAGUGUCAUGCCACAAUUCAUGCCAACUGACACGUAUCACUUCCCUAUUGGAAGAAACUACGUAGGCAACCCUGACCUCGCAGAGCUUGCAAGGGUCUUAAGGGUCUCAAAUAGUGGAACCAUUCCAGUUCAAUCUCACUUGAACUACCCAGGGUGUUUUACAAUAUCUGGUUUAAAUUUGAACCUUGGAGGGUCAACACAGCCAGUGUACAGGCCAAUGCCACCACCACCACCAACGAUGAACCAACAACCUCUGGCCACCGAAGCAUCUUCAUCCAUGUUGGCCAAUGGCAUGCUUACAACUGAUCACACUGGCUUCGGUCAAGAAAUUCCAGCUUCUGGCCAUGGUAGGUUCCAAAACAUAGACCAGGUUGCUGUGGAUCUUGAGAACUACUGGCCUUCAUACUAAGGAAGGCAGUCUUGAUAGAGAACAAAGGAACUCUGUCAAAGUAGUAUAGUUUUGAGUAAUCAUAGGUUCUCUUUCUUUCUUUCUUUCUUUUUUCUUUUUUUGGGUUUUUGUUGUUAAGAGGGUAUGAAAUACCUCUUUUAAGGAUAUUCUGGUAGAAAAUCUAGAGAGGGAUAGGAACGAAGGGAGAAAUGGUUGGAUCCUUAACUCUCGAAAAUUCACGUAGCAUAAAAAUUAUUGUAUCCUCCUUAUAUUUACUUCACCUUUUAAAUUUUU
Telopea speciosissima is the source of this 1391-nucleotide messenger RNA. RefSeq names its product NAC domain-containing protein 92-like. Lineage: Eukaryota; Viridiplantae; Streptophyta; Magnoliopsida; Proteales; Proteaceae. The record is from RefSeq and is a predicted model, not a curated record. Gene Ontology annotation, biological process: regulation of DNA-templated transcription. The coding region runs from base 138 to 1118 and encodes 326 amino acids. The transcript has 4 exons. Gene Ontology annotation, molecular function: DNA binding.